GGGCCAUGACGUCAGCGGCGGGCGCGGGGCGGCCGGGCUCCGCAGUGCGGGCAGGAGGCCGCGGCGGCGGGCGGGGGGAGGUUGGGGCUACGUCUGCGCGGCCGCGCCAUGGUUCGCUUCGGGCUGACCGUCGUCCGGCAUGGAGAAACAAGAUUCAACAAAGACAAGAUACUGCAAGGUCAAGGAGUGGAUGAACCGCUCUCUGCAACUGGUUUCAGACAAGCGGAUGCUGCUGGUGUAUUUCUCAGUAAUGUGAAGUUUACUCAUGUCUUUUCAAGUGACCUCCUUCGAGCAAAGCAGACUGCUGCCACAAUUCUAGGAAAAAAUAAGUUUUGCAAAGAUUUGGAAAUCAAGUAUGAUGCAAGACUUCGAGAGAGAAAAUACGGAGUUGCAGAAGGAAGGCCUUUGACUGACCUCAAGGCUAUGGCAAAGGCUGCUGGAGAGCAGUGUCCUUCAUUCACACCUUCCGGAGGAGAAACACUGGAUGAAGUAAGAGAACGUGCAAGGGAUUUUUUUGAAUUUCUUUGUCAGCUAGCUGUUGGAUUGGAACAGAAAGAACAAGACAUGCAUGGUGCAGCAAGCAGCUCAGGAACAUCUGAAGAACAGUUAGUUUUCCCUUGGACAAAUCACUGUAGUGAAGCAGAACUUAGCUCUGAUAACAGUGGAGCUUCUAAAAUACUAGAUGCCAAUAUAUUAGUGGUGAGUCAUGGAGCCUACAUGAGGAACUGGAUUGGUUAUUUUGUUUCAGAUCUCAACUGUACUUUGCCAACAAAUUUAACAAAGUCUCAACUGUCUUCGGUCAGUCCCAAUACAGGAGUUAGUCACUUCAUUGUAAAACUUGAAAAUGGAAAUUUGUUAAAACCUGAAAUCACAUGUGUUUGUCUUAAUCAAGACUCUCACUUAGUGGAUGUGGGAGCUGAAUGUGUAGCUUCAAAAGUGUUUUAGGAGUCUUUAUAGGGGGAAGUGGUUUUAUAUCACCAUUAUACUAAGCUUGGGAAAGGUAUCUGUAGUAAUGACUGAGACUGAGUGGAGUUAUUGACACUAAACUGCAAAACUGAAGACAUGCAACUGCUCACCAUCUUAAAAGAAUUUGUGUGGUACUAGUGCCCGAUAAAAAUUGGCACUAGAAAAAUAACACAAAUGUUCUUUAUAAACAGAAACAUAAUACUUCCAGUCACCUUCAUAUGUGCUCUUACAGUGCAUAGUUUUAAAAACUUAUUUUUGUUAGCCGAUAUAUUUUUUUGUUAUCUCCCAGUAAAAGAGUUGAGGAGGGGAGAGGAAUGGUACGUCAAAGAUGAGCUAUACUGUAUUCUUGUUUUAUUGCAAAAUGCUAUAUUGUAAUAUUAAACAUAUGUGUUGUCUUAAAAUAACUUUUUUGAAUGCAAUAGUAUAACUUAAAAAAGAGCAUUGCCUAGUGAAAAGGUUCAGUACAGAGCCAGGGGGUGUGUUCCAGGCUCUGAUACUAAAUAGCUGUGAGACUCUGAGAAAAUCUCUUCUCCAUUUGUAAAGUGGGGAUGAUGAUAUACCUACCUCGCAGGAGUGUUUUGUAAGAAAUUGUUAGUGUUGCUGAGACCUCUGUUGAAGAGCACUGUACACAAAGUAUUUAUUUUUAACUAUAACCAGGAACCUCAUGUGCACAUAGUUGAAAUAACAGUCUCUCUUCUGAAAAAGAACCUUAUCAAUACGGCAGCUUGGGCCCAACUAGAAUUCUGUUGUCAAUUGCAGUCAUACAUUUGAUGGAUGAAUAUUUUUGCCUAGAAUUAGGCAAGUUUGAUUGCUUGAUGAUUGCUAUAGUUGCUGUUGGUACUGCAUUCUUUCCCCACUGGGAUGUUUGUAGUGUUACUGUGUAAGCUUAUCUGACUUAUUUAUAAUAUCCACAUACUUUUUCUUCAUUUGCAUAUUUUAAGCCUGUUUAAAAAAAAAUUAAAGGCUUCUGAGUAGACCUCCA
Columba livia (rock pigeon) is the source of this 1948-nucleotide messenger RNA. RefSeq names its product TP53 induced glycolysis regulatory phosphatase (gene TIGAR). Gene Ontology annotation, molecular function: fructose-2,6-bisphosphate 2-phosphatase activity. Gene Ontology annotation, biological process: regulation of pentose-phosphate shunt; negative regulation of glycolytic process. Bases 109 to 945 code for a protein of 278 amino acids. Lineage: Eukaryota; Metazoa; Chordata; Aves; Columbiformes; Columbidae. Gene Ontology annotation, cellular component: cytosol. The record is from RefSeq and is a predicted model, not a curated record. The transcript is spliced from 6 exons.